AUGGGGUCCCAAGAACCACACUGGAUAGCUCCUCUAGUUGAAGGAUGUCUUUCUACCUUCUGCGACGGAGGGUCGGUGGGGCCUAACAUCGAAAAUAAUGGCCAAACCCUCCGUUUCACAAUCCGGUCUCCGCAGUACGCUUUGAUCAACAAUGUGACCGAAGGCGAAAGACCUGUGCCAAAUCUCACUGACUCGAAGACGCAAAUCGAUGCCAGCUUGUCUCAGGACUCCCUCGACCUAUACCGAAAGCAAUCUCCCGAUAAACCGCUUAACAAAGAUGUGAAGGGCAGCACCAUUGUACUAUAUGACUUCGACGUGGUCUUCGACUACGCCAGCUCCCAGCCCAGUGCCCAUCUUUACGUCAAGAGUUUCGCGAUCGCUUGGGAGAGAGGCAGAUUCAAAGGACCACCACUGGGCAGAAAACUGAAGAAGCAUCCAUCUACAGCACAUGCGAUCGGAAAAGCUUUGGCGAAAUUGAGGGAGCCGGCUCCCAAAUCCGCCUGCAGGGAAACAUUGAACCACCAUAUAUCACAGCCUAAUGAAACGCCCUAUAAACUUCCUACGCAACAUUUUACGCAAUCUCAAACCCAGGCGCAAACCCAGGCACCUCUGAUACUGGACUCUGAGUUUGAGCACAUUGAUCAUCAUCUCAGUCAUGGUGGGCCGUCGACGGACAGCUUGCUAGGGUAUCUGGCACCUGGUACAACUGCAAUCGGGAAUACCGGGGACCUCAAUAUCGCACAAUCAGCGAACGGACAGACUCUUGAUCAAAAGGGUACUGAAGAUGAGAUCAGUAGCCAACCUUGCUCUCAACCCGAAAUCUCGGGAUACACUAGUCCGAGUCCUGCACACGACUUACAUCAUUCAGCGCCGCCAAUCUCUCCACCUGAAUCAACGCGCCCACUUGCGCAACCUCAUGCGCAGCCAGGAGGCGAACAUGUCAUCCUUGGAGAAGAUGAAGAAAUGGAAAAGGACAUCAAGCCAGGAGCAAAGACAGCUGUUGAAAAAGAGCCCUCUGACACACCAGUAACGCAACCCGCCGGACAAAGCCAUACUGAACACUCUACGGAACAAACUCCACGCUCGAAUCAGAAGACUAACAUCACAGCACAAAUAGCUAGGCUUGAGCCAGAUCAGACGCAGGCCGACCCCUGGAGUGGAAUGCGAUGGAUUCGCAAGUCAGACAUCACGGUACCAAGUAACCAACAACAAUUCUUUGAACGAGAAGCGCGUAUAUGGGUCCCUCCUCCUCUUGGAGAGGAACUACCCCGAGCAUGUGUGCCUCCAGCGCUGUUGUCUCAGUGGAAUCGCAUCGCCCUGAAAAGGGCUCGCUCUAGCGCAGAGAAGCAACCCACACCUGUACCGACACAGGACAUGUCACCAGAACCCGCUGAGCAUAGCUCUGUCACUCCGGAGCUAAGCCCAACCCCAGACGAUGGAACUCCGCUUCCAUGGGAUCGAAGUCCGUCUGCGCAUUUAACUAGUCGCCGAGCCCUUCCCGACGACAGUAGCCCUGUUAGGCCAAGGCCGAAGCAGAUGUCUCCGAAAAUGCAGGUACGAGAACCUAGAACGCAGGUAGACGGGUCGCAGACGGAUGCACCUGUCGAAUCCCCGACCACAAAACCCGCAAAGAUGGAUGAUAGUCGUGUAGUUCCUGGCUUUUCGUUGGAGAAGGAUCCCAUCGAGGGACAUGAAAGCGGUGCGGAUGGCUUUGCUCCUGAUCAGACCGGUGAAAGGGCUUCCAGUGCGACUCGUCAACCCGAAUCUGAUGACGAGAGCGAGGAUUCGGUGAUGGACACCUCUGUUCCCUGUCCACUUGUCGGUUCCUCCCAAGCAUAUCUUGCCAGCCAGUCGGACCAAGGAGUCAGCAGCUCUGGUCCUUCUCUCCCGGCGGCGCCAUUACAAGAGCGAGUACAAGUCACAGAGACCCCCGCGCCCAACCACCGUCAUCGUAUUCACUUGAUGGAGCAGGCCAAGGACGAUCGAAAGGAACAUCACGGCCCAUUGCCCGCGGAGAGCAAAUCUUCGUCGCAAUCACGUAUCUUCAACACGUACGCGACCCAUGACAGUGCACAGACAGGCACACGGAAUACACCACAAGCCUCCCAGGCCGAUGGCGACAGUCAGCACAUCGAUAUCAUGGGAACACAAUUGAGUAACGUGGCCUGGUCUACGCAGGAUCGGCUGCCAAUCUCGUCUUCCGCGAUACCAAACUCCACGUACCAGUCAGACGCUUCAUCGAAGCCCUUUUCGUCUCAUGACGAGAUGAUCUCGUCCAUUGAGGCGGAUGAGAAAAUUCCGACCGCGUUCGACGGCUCCGCGCCUGAUAUAAGCAUGCAAAGUAUGGCCCCGUCGCCAUUGAAACGGCCAGCCUCUGGCGAAGCCCCGCCUACUGCAAAGCGCCAGAGACCAAGCAAGGACAGUUCACGGAGGCGGGAGUCAACCCUACCCACCGUCGACAUCGUCUCGCGUCGAGAGAGCUAUAUCAGUCACACUGACGACUGCGCGGAGGCCCAGAGAGUGUUUGAAAAGUUUCGAAAUGACUAUCCGAGCUAUGUGGGAGACUUUGCGCACUUCACGGAGUUGUGCUCCAAGCUCCACGCUCUCCGCUCGCGGGGAUGCCUGACGAGAUCGUUCUUGUGGGACGACUUCAUCAUCAAGCAUUUGGAGGUCUACACGCCGUAUCGUGAAGAACAUCUCUCAACGGAGACCAAGGUCCCUCCAUACGAAGAUUUCUUUCUGUCCAACUACAGCAAGCCGUCGUACAAGAAGCGAAGCCUUACAGCUGGUGGGAUCGAAAAGGCUACAUCACAAUACAUCUCCGCUACCACCUCCAGGAAUGCGAUGGAUACGUCGCCGCUUCGCAAUGAAGCAAACACUCCAUUCACCGGCAGUCUCGAAAAGGCUACAUCGCAAUACGUCUCCGCUAGCGCCUCGAACAGCGUGAUGGAUACAUCGCCGCUACGCAAAGAAGCAAGCACUUCAUUCACCGGCAGCCUUGUAGCCAAGUUCUCCGAAUUUCAUGCGCACUCCCUCGGCCCUGAACCUCCAAGCACGGCAUCUAAUCACGAUGCGGACCGCAUGUCCGUCUCCAAGUCCUCUCCCGUUCCACAAGACGAGCCCUCCCAGCGGACUCCGGCGGUUCGAGAAGACAGCCCCGAUUCCGACAACGAACUGUUUGUCAGGGCAGACUCCCCAGACACCCCCGUUCCCCCGCCGGCCAACCCCAGCCACGAACAGCGCGGCCCCGGUCCUGUCAUCCCGGAAACAGAAAGCGAAAGGGACACCGAGAGCGAGAGCGAAAGUGAAGACGAACACGAAAGCAACGAGGACGUCGACAUGAUGGACGAAACCCACGAGACCGCUAGUCUCGAACUCGGCGAGGGAGAAGAGUCUGACAGCGAGAACGAAAACUGGUUCGUCUCGCUCAGGCAUAUUCGCGACCCCGGCGAGGGGUGGUGGGACGAUCCGAACACUCCUCUGAAAAAAUGGGCAAGGGAGGAUCAGAAUGUCCGGAGCGAGCGUGUGUUUCGCCGUGGCUGGGCUCAGAUGCCCGUUGACGAGAAAGGAGUCAUUCAACCGUGGCUGUUGGGGUUGAAAUGA
Messenger RNA from Aspergillus terreus NIH2624, 3603 nucleotides. RefSeq lists its product as uncharacterized. The coding region runs from base 1 to 3603 and encodes 1200 amino acids. The transcript has 2 exons. The record is from RefSeq and is a predicted model, not a curated record. NCBI's taxonomy places the organism in Eukaryota, Fungi, Ascomycota, Eurotiomycetes, Eurotiales, Aspergillaceae.